AUGGCCGCUGCGACAAACCGACUGAGAGUACUGUACUCAUCAUCUAGGGCCGCGGCCUCUCACACAGGGAGCGUUUCCCACCUCACCUCCCGCGGCUACGCAACCACAGAUUCCUCCUCCGCCACUGGCGGAGCUUCAACAGCACCCCCAAGGAAACGGACAACAUUUACGGACAAGCUCAACACCGGCCCUUCCUUUGCGGACUUUGUCUCUGGCGGAAAUGACAAUGCGCCUCUUGAUCCAUCCGAAUCUUACGCCCUCAAGACCGCAAUGGUCGGCCCCGCCGGCCGCAAGAAGGAAAUGACCCGCUUGCCGUCAUGGCUCAAGACACCAAUUCCUGAUUCGAAGAACUACCAGCGACUGAAGAAGGACCUCCGAGGAUUGAACUUACAUACCGUGUGCGAGGAGGCGCGGUGCCCCAACAUUUCCGACUGCUGGGGCGGCGGCGACAAGGCCUCCGCUACCGCGACGAUCAUGCUUAUGGGCGAUACUUGCACGCGCGGUUGCAGGUUUUGCAGUGUAAAGACCUCCCGGACACCGCCGCCGCUUGAUCCACACGAGCCCGAGAAUACAGCAGAAGCAAUCUCCAGAUGGGGUCUGGGUUAUGUGGUGUUGACGACUGUUGAUCGAGACGACCUUGUCGAUGGUGGCGCUCGCCAUUUCGCCGAAACCGUGAUCAAAAUCAAGCAAAAGGCCCCGAAUAUUCUAGUGGAAUGCUUGACCGGCGACUAUGCUGGGGAUACAGAAAUGGUUGCUCUCAUGGCUCGGUCCGGCCUUGAUGUGUACGCCCACAACGUCGAGACUGUCGAGGCCUUAACGCCGUAUGUCCGUGACCGCCGGGCCACAUUCCAGCAGUCACUCCGUGUCCUCGACGCUGCGAAGAAGACCACCCCGUCGCUCAUCACAAAGACCUCGCUCAUGCUUGGGCUUGGUGAGACUGAAGACCAGCUCUGGGAUGCGUUACGCCAGCUGCGGGCUGUCAAUGUCGACGUCGUCACAUUUGGUCAGUACAUGCGGCCGACAAAGCGACAUAUGGCUGUUCAUGAGUAUGUUACGCCGGAUCAGUUCGAGCUGUGGCGCCAGCGUGCUCUCGAGAUGGGCUUCCUCUACUGUGCGUCGGGUCCUCUGGUCCGGAGCAGCUACAAGGCAGGAGAGGCAUUCAUUGAGAAUGUGCUGAAGAAGAGGCGGACUGGAGCUCCGGGGCAGGCUCUGGGAGAGACUCUCUCCGCUGAUGCAACUCGCUGA
Messenger RNA from Aspergillus calidoustus, 1245 nucleotides. The record is from the annotation of a GenBank genome assembly. Lineage: Eukaryota; Fungi; Ascomycota; Eurotiomycetes; Eurotiales; Aspergillaceae.